AUGUUCAACCCAGGACCAGAGGUGACAGUGGAUGAGCGUCUUCUCCCUUUCCGUGGAAAAUGCCCCUUCCGGCAAUACAUGCCCAGUAAGCCAGGCAAAUAUGGCAUAAAAAUCUGGGCAGCCUGUGAUGCGAAAACCAGCUAUGCCUGGAAUCUACAGAUUUACAUAGGCAAACUUGCAGCUGGCAUCCCUGAGAAGAAUCAAGGAAAACGGGUAAUCCUUGAUAUGACUACUGGACUAAAAAAUAAACCUGAGCUGCCCCUUGAAAUUUUGCAGGUGAAAGACAGGGCUCCACUGUCUUCAAAAUUUGCUUUUACAGAAACCACCAGUGUUGUUUCAUACUGUCCCAAAAAGAACCGGAGUGUAGUACUUAUGUCCACUCUUCACAAAGAUGCAGCUGUGUCAACAAGAAGUGACAAAAAGCCUGAAAUCAUCUUGGACUACAAUAAAAACAAAGGAGGAGUGGACACCCUGGACAAGCUGACUGCCACCUACACUUGCCAGCGAAUGACCAGGAGAUGGCCAAUGGUUGUAUUUUACAACAUCCUAGAUACAGCUCCGGAGCACCACUCCAACCACAUCAUCAGCUGCACAAAGUGCAUCAGUGACAACACGCCCUUCAGGCAGCCGGGCUUCAACAUCGACCACACCCACAACUCCACCUGCUUCAAAACGAAAGAGGUGUCAG
Molecule: messenger RNA, 688 nt
Organism: Nematolebias whitei (Rio pearlfish)
Lineage: Eukaryota; Metazoa; Chordata; Actinopteri; Cyprinodontiformes; Rivulidae
Product: piggyBac transposable element-derived protein 4-like
Exons: 3
Source: RefSeq, a predicted model, not a curated record